GCUUAAAAUUCAAAUAUGGUGGAUUGUAUAACCGGAAGAAAGAAGAAAUUUGUGACUUUCGGUGUUCAUUAAACAUCUCUUGUUUACACGAGAAUGGGAUUGAGCUCUCUCUCCUCUCAUAUUUUCUUGGUACAAAACUUUCACCGAUUGUACACAAUUGACAAUACAUCUUUCGAACCGCCUUCCUUAUCACAACGCGUCUGUAAACUAUGUCAUCCAAACGACCCCUUAAGCAUUGUCGUACCAAAUGGGCACAAACUGUCGCCACACAAAUAAGAAAGAAAAAAAAAAGAUAAAACCGUUUUAAUUUCCCCCUCCAGAACAAACUCCAUCACAGAUACGACGAUUAAGUAGUUUGUAAAAUUGUAUACCAUCUGGUGGUGACGCCACAUGAUGCCACGUGAAAACAGUGAUUGAAGUAUGUGCAAAAAAAAAAAAAAAAAAAACCAUAAUCAGCGCCAGGCGGGAGAUGGAGAAUGAAUGAAGCCUGAGGGCCUCUUAAAACCCAUCCAAUAUUCCAAUGCCAUCCAUCACCAUCAUCAUCAUCGCAGAGUCUCCAUUCUCCAAGUGGAUGAUUUCCAACUAGAAUUAACGUACGGUUGUAAUAAUAUCUAGCUAGGUUGUUCUUUUAUGAUGGUGAAUUUAAUAUCUUGGUCAUUUAUUCAAUAAUGAAAUUAGUCAAGUAGGGCUUGGGUAAGUAGGGUAAGUCUGUUAAUGAACCAAGCCGUUCAUGAACGGCUCGGUGUCCGACUCGAGAAAAACUCGUUCGACACUCGAUUCGUUUUAAUCGAGCCGGCUCGCGAACAAACUCGUUAACUAAACGAGCCGAACUCGAGCCAUACCAUGUUCAGCUCGAAAGCUCGCAAACAAGCUCAUUUAAUGGUUUGGCAUAAAAAAAGGAUUAGAAUUCAUGUAUUUUAUGAAUUGAAAUUGGGAUAAAUAUUGUGUUUUACUUUGAUAAACUUUGCUAUAGGUUUGAAUGUAAUUUUGUACUUAGUUCUAAGACAAUCUUGAACUAUCAUGAAUAUUUUAUGAGCUGAACUCGAUCUUGGACUCGUUAAACUUAUUUGACGAGCCGAGCUCGAGCUUUCAUUUUCAUAAACGAGCCGAGCUCGAGCUUGCAUUUUAAAGCUCGUGACAAACACGAGCCGAGCUUCAGCCUGAAAAUAUAUUAACGAGCCGAGCCCGAACUAUGGCAAAGCUCGGCUCGAUUCGGCUCAUUAACAGCCCUACAGGGUAAUCCUACUAGCAUAGUAGGAAAAAAACGAUAUUCAACAUGUAUGUCGUGUGAAUUUCUAAACCUGGGAUUUGUGUCUUAAGAGUUGGCUAAUGAACAUGUUGUCUGAGUACUAAAACGAAAGAUGUGGGAAAUCUAUAACAUCAUGUCAACUAUAUUACGGGUUGGGUGGAUGAGGGAGGGUGUAGACCGAACAACCAAUCGAGGCAUGUGAUGGUUGGCCUUAGAGACUCGUUAAGAACCAUUAAACAUUAUUAAGGUUAUUUAAUGUGGCGACUAUUACAUACAGGUUGACGCACUACUUAUCUGAAUUCCACAACGUUAACUAUCCGAUCAACUUUGCCAACUUCCCCAGCUUAACUGUAGGCAUCGACCCAACCUCUAUGGCAGACUCUUCCUAUAAGGCGUUAAUGUUUGUGAACUUGUCGAGCGAGCACCUUGUCUCUUAAGUAAAACUUUGGCUCGAACCUCUCAUACCAUUAGCCGACGUUAAUAAUCUAGGCUUGCCUCGCAAGCUUUGUUAAAUUUCAAACUUAACCUAGGUAAGGGUUCAUCUUGCGAAGGGGAAGGUUGAUGGGGUUUUUCGAUGCUUUGGGCAGUUAAUGUCGACAUGUCGUAGAACUUGAGCAAAUCUCAUGAAGACAAAACAAAAGGAAGGAGUCGUUCUGGUAAGGAGAGCGCGACAUCGUUAUGUACUAUCGAUUGUAGAUUUUAGAUGCACUAAUUAGUCAUCGAUUAAUUGAUACUAAUCAGUUCUAAUUGUUUAACCAAAAAAAAAUUCAAAUAAACAUAUGAAAACCAUCAGCAGCAACAUUUUUACCAAUUACCAGUUGGCCGCCUAACCCAAUUACCGGUUCCCAGACUGACCGGUUAAUAGCAAUGUUAGUUACCAUUCCUUUUCUUCUUGGACGAAUUUUACUUAUUUCACUUUUUUUUAUUACUACUUAUUUCACUUAUUGCCUAAGCCCUGUGAGUAGAGGUGGCAAUUGGAUCGGAUUCGUGGAUUAGAUUGGUGGAUUCAUAGAUCAAAUGGAUUGGUGGAUUCAUGGAUUGGAUCAAAUGGAUUGGUGGAUUGAUCCAUGAAUCCAAAUGACAUCCAAGGCUUGGACCAAAAUGUAAAUUUUGAAAAGUUUUGGUACUAAAAUGUCAUAAUGAAAAAUUUUAGGUACCAAAAUAUAAUUUUCCAAUGAUAUUUUUCGUAUAAAAAUAUAAAUUUUAAGGUACCAAAAUGUAAAAUAUAAAAAAUAUAGGUACCAAAUUAUAAUUUGCCAUUUGGAUUCAUGGAUUGAUCCAUGAAUCCACCAAUCCAAUUGUAAUUGGAUCAAAUGGAUUGGAUUUAAAUAUAUUGGAUUAGGUGGAUAAUUUGGUGGAUGGAUUGAAUUGGAUUCAUGGAUUUGGAUCCUUAUUUCACUUAUUGCCUAAGCCCUGUGAGUGAAAUUAAAUUAACCAACUACUUAAAAAUUACACCAUAAAAAAACUACUUAAGAAUUACAAAUUUAGUCCUCCGAGUUGUGCGAUCUUUCUGGAAAACUGAAAAAGAGAGAAACGGGGACACAAAGGUUGAUGGGGUUUUUCGAUGCUUUGGGCAGUUCAUGUCGACAUGUCGUAUAACUUGAGCAAAUCUCGUGAAGACAAAACAAAAAGAAGGAGUCGUUCUGGUAAGGAGAGCGCGACAUCGUUUUGUACUAUCGAUUGUAGAUUUUAGAUGCACUAAUUAGUCAUCUGUUAAUUGAUACUAAUCAGUUCUAAUCGUUUAACCAAAAAAAAUUCAAAUAAACAUAUGAAAACCGUCAGCCGCAACAUUUUUACCAAUUACCAGUUGGCCGCCUAACCCAAUUACCGGUUCCCAGACUGACCAGUUAAUAGCAAUGUUAGUUACCAUUCCUUUUCUUCUUGGACGAAUUUUACUUAUUUCACUUUUUUUAUUUAUUACUACUUAUUUCACUUAUUGCCUAAGCCCUGUGAGUGAAAUUAAAUUAACCAACUACUUAAAAAUUACACCAUAAAAAAACUACUUGAAAAUUACAAAUAUAGUCCUCCGAGUUGUGCGAUCUUUCUGGAAAACUGAAAAAGAGAGAAACGGGGACACAAAGACACAUCCCGCAAGAGCUACAAAUCAAAUAAGAAAAUCGGUAAAAAGCCAAAGAACAAAAAAUAAUUUUGUUCUUUCUCCUCCCUCCUCCGUCCCCAUCUCAAUUCCUAUACUCUCAUCAUAGCAUCAGCAGUGAAGCAUCAAUCAUCGAAUCACAACGUCAAUGGCGGGCCCACCGCCGGGACCCACAAAGAAAUGGGGAAAAAAGAAUAUCUCGCCAUUCCCCGUAUAAAUAAUGAGGCCACGUAGAGACGCAGGCAAACGCAAAUCCCCUUCCCAAACAAGCCCCACUACCGCGGCCGCGCCAGCAACUGCAGAAGUCGACUCCUCCGCCCCGAGGUCUCCGGCGGGACACCACGAGACCACCAUCCCCACCGCCGCCGCCCUCUCGCCGCCGGUAGGCUACCAACUGACGCUGCUCGCGGAGCUGUUCAUGGCGGGGCAAUCGAGGAAGUGGAUGAUACUGGUGGCGACGAUAUGGAUUCAGGCCUUCACGGGGACGAACUUCGAUUUCUCGGCCUACUCCUCGCAAUUGAAGUCGGUGCUGGGGAUCUCGCAGGUCCAAUUGAAUUACCUAGCCGUGGCGUCCGAUUUGGGGAAGGUUUUCGGCUGGUCGUCGGGGCUCGCCCUGAUGUACUUCCCGCUUUGGACGGUUCUGUUCUCGGCGGCGUUCAUGGGGCUCUUCGGCUACGGGCUUCAGUGGCUUGUGAUUCGGAACGUCAUCUCCCUGCCUUACAUUCUGGUGUUCAUUCUCUGUCUACUGGCUGGAUGCAGCAUAUGUUGGUUCAACACCGUCUGCUUCGUUCUCUGCAUCCAAAACUUCCCAUCUAGCCGGUCCUUGGCUCUAUCCCUCACUGUAAGCUUCAACGGGGUAAGUGCAGCCCUCUACACGCUUGCUGCCAACGCCAUAGAUUCAUCAUCAAACGAGGUCUAUCUUCUUUUAAACGCCCUUUUCCCCAUAAUCACUUCCAUUGUAGCAUUAGUCCCCAUUCUUCGCCAGCCAAAUCUAGACCCUCUCCCCCCUGACGGAGUCCGCCGUGACUCGGUCGUAUUUCUCAUCUUGAACUCUUUAGCCGUCCUCAACGGCAUCUACCUUCUCCUCUUUGGCUCAAACACAGAUGACAUCACAGUAGCUCACUUACGCUUCGCCGGAGCCAUAUUCCUCCUGGUUCUGCCGUUGUGCAUCCCUGGAAUUGUCUACGCCAGGCAGUGGUUCCACCAUGCAAUCAACACCAGCUUCCAAAUCCCUGAAGGUUCCACCUUCAUGCUUGUCGACGUGGACGACCUGGAGCUUCACAAGGAGCUUCUAGCCCGGGACACAACCAACAACGGAGAUGGGGAUUUCACCUGGAAUGAUUCGACCCUCGUCCUGAAAAGCAUCGACGACGACGAGAGCCGUGAUCGAAAGGGGAACUGUUGUGAAGGUGUGGUUGGGAGAGAUAAGCUGGCUAUGCUUGGGGAAGAGCACACAGCUUGGCUGCUCGUGAGAAGGAUGGAUUUCUGGCUCUACUUUCUUGCCUACUUCUGUGGAGGAACCAUUGGACUUGUGUACAGCAACAAUCUGGGCCAAAUUGCACAAUCUCUUGGGCAGGGAUCUUGUACUACAUCUCUUGUCACUGUGUAUUCUUCCUUCUCGUUCUUCGGCCGCCUGCUCUCUGCUGCACCAGACUUCAUAAGAACGAAGGUUUACUUCGCGAGGACAGCGUGGCUGACGAUCGCCCUACUGCCCACGCCGGUCGCUUUCUUCCUGCUGGCUGCAUCAGGCGACAAGACGGGCCUCUACAUAGCCACCGGACUCCUGGGACUGAGCUCCGGCUUCAUAUUCGCGGCGGCGGUGUCCAUAACUUCAGAGCUCUUCGGUCCCAACAGUGUGAGUGUGAACCACAACAUUCUCAUCACCAACAUCCCAAUCGGGUCGCUCAUCUACGGCUUCCUUGCCGCCAUUGUCUACGAUGCCAACGCAAUGUCGUCGUCUGGCGGCUCAGGGAACAUGGUGAGCUCCGACUCCAUUGUGUGCAUGGGGAAGGACUGUUACUUCCUGACGUUCGUGUGGUGGGGAUGCCUGGCCAUUAUUGGGCUGGCGUCGAGCAUGCUGCUGUUCUUGAGGACGAAACACGCUUAUGACCAGUUCGAAAAGAAGCGUGCUUUGGCGCAAGUUGAUUAGAGAAGAAAGGGUUUUUAACUUCGAAGGGGGGGGAGGGAGAACAUUUUUGUGUUUGUUCAACAGAGAUUUAGCGGGGUGGCGAAAUGUGCAUAUGUAUAUAGCUGUCUCUACGUUGAGCCUUUUUCACAGAAGUUCUCCAUUGAUGAAGGAAGUGUAUGGUAGGAUAUUAACGCACGCAUGCAAAGAUUUUGGUUCUCGAUUUACAUCUAUAUAUUUGCAGAGCGAUCUCUCUUUGUAGGAGAUGGUGAAUUGUCGUUUGGUUCUUGUUGGUUGAAAGCUGUACUCUGUAUGUAUGGUUGAUCUGGUGGGUUAGGUUCUUCAUAUUUUCAUCCUGGUGUAGCCGAACCAAUUAGUAAUAAUCAAACAAUUAAGUGACUUCUAAGUCCCAUGACUUUGAUAAAAUAUUAGAAAAAUGCUUGACCGGUUAGGAUUAAAAAUAUCUUAGUGUUUUGAAAAUAAUGAACUCUUAUUUUGAACAUGAAAAGUGAGCAGAAAAUCAACCUCGUUGACUUGUUGAUAUACAAGUAUUGCUCAAACAACGAUCAUUGAUGUUUUAACACCUUUUCAGUCUCACCGAACUCUAAAACCACAACUUAUUUACACUAUUUUUAGAUUGAUAAGUGAAUGAUCUAUUUAAAGGGGAUCUUGUUGAUAAUAAGCCGUAAUGUGAGUGGUUGAUUUAUUAUCUUCUAUAUAAUAGCGGACUACACUUUAUUGGCCCAAACUUCCUACUACUAUUUCAAUUUCUGUCGUUUUGUGUGGCAACCAUUGAGAGAGCUUCGCAUAAUAGCUUCCCAAAAACUUCCUCGCGGCAGUCGGCCAUCCCUUCCCUCGUGCCCUUACCGUAAAAGCAGCAGUCGGCCAUGUCUGUCUGCGGUCGUACCCAUCCUUUCACCAUUCCACUUGCAUUUUUCAAGUUUGUAGGACUGCGAUUGUUGCUGCCGGAAGGAAAAAGAGGCCUCUCUUGCCCUGUUACACACUCGCUUCGUAUCUCCACUGACGUCCCUUCUCUGGCUCUUGGACUGUACCCUCACCCCAUUCCCAAAAUCUCGCCCCCAUUCCUCACCAUUCACCCCAAAUCCCGCCAUCCCGUUGUGCUUUUCAAUGGUACAAUCGCCUCAGCAACCCACUUCAGUACGCAAUCCACAGAGGAAGCCACCUCUCCCCGCCAUUCUUCCUUCCCAACACCCACCCUGCCACCAAUUCCACCUUAUCUUUAGAUUUCUUUUCCUCCGAUACCCUAUUUCUUUGCAAGUUUUGUUUUUCUUCUCCUCUCUCUCUCUGAUGAGAAAACCCAACGAUGGCCGACGGAGAUGAGCCCAGUGGAGCCAUUCCCUGGAGCUUCCAACCCGUAAGUGAAAGAUAUAUAUUUGGUUGCUGCUUUGCGGUGGCUGAAUCUGAAUAUGUUGUUUUCAUGUGCUUUUUAUGCAGGAAAAUAGUGGUUGUGCUUGAAAUCACAUUUAAGAAGAGGUCAAGGUGGUUCUAAACAACCCUGUUGGUUGAAGAAGAAAAUGACGACAAGGGAUUUUCGGUGUUGCGGAAUCGGCGACAACUGGGAUAGUAGGGGAGGAAGGGUGGUGGUGUUGGUAGGAGGAUGAUGAAUGAGCGUCGCGGUGACUGGGGUAGUAAGGGAGGAAGGCUGGUGGUGUUGGUAGGAGGACGAUGAAUGAGCCUCGCAGUGGUGUUAGGGAUUGAAGAAGUUGAAGAUGGAAUCCCCAUUUUUUGUUCUCUUUCACUGCUAACAAUUAGGUUAAGUUUUCCUCUGAUAUUUCAGAAAGUGAUUUCCUUUUUGUAGCUGGAACUUAAAGAUAAAGAGUUGGUAAUCUACACACUUUGAUUUUUUGUGUUUUCAUAGGUAUUCUUGGAGUUCCUCACAUAUUUACUUGCUGCUGGUUUGUUUUUUUCCCACGAUCUUAAGACUGUGAUGGUUUGUUUUUUCCCCACGAUCUUAAGACAAUGACCAGUAGUGUUCCAUUGCUUAUCCUUGCAAUAUUUAGUUCUCAUUGUUGGAUUGUUCUAUUAAUUAUGACAUGAUCUAUGUUAUUCCUCUACAGCAACAUGGAAGCUGCAGCUGGUGUUAGGAGCUGAACUACAUGUGGUUGCAGGUGCAAUACACAAGGAGGAGUUAAUCCACAAAUUGGUAUGUGUUUUAUUCUUCUCCUUCAUGUUGAUUUCUCUGUUCAAUUUAUAAUAUUGAUUCUUUGGAGUUAGAUCUGAAAUAAGUUGUUUUGGACUAGCUCUGCCGUUAUAUAAGCAUGUUUGCCAAUAAGUGUAAAACCUCACUCUUUGGAAGAUUAAUCCUGGUUUCAUGCCACUCUCUUAUUAACUGAAUUAAUUGACUUCAGUGACUGGUGGUGGUUUCCAGUUUCCACCCCCUAAUAACCUGUUCAAGAAUCCUUUUUUGCUUUCUUCGUAGUGGGUGGCUUUGUUUCCAUCCCCUAAACACAGUUAACAACUUCUGCUUGCUUUUCACAUGUACUUCACCAUGUUUCUCUAUGAUGAAGGCCAAUUAAUGCUUGCUUUUACAGGUCCUUUCCUAAAGUUUCAGUCAAAAGGAGGAAUGCUGCUAACAUUAUGUUCUGUAGAAGAUGAGCCUUAGUAUUUGUGUAUUGAAGCAUUCUACAUUAUGUAUUUAAUUUGUCAAUUCUCUAUUUCUUAGCAUUCUGUAAUUGUAUGGAUAUAGCACUACGGCUUUCCUAGAGUUCCAUAUAUAAUGAACUGCAAUGUUGACUUGAUUUGUAUUAUGGAAUGCAGAGCAGGAUAAUCAAGAAGUUUCUUAAUUUAAAGUUUGAACAGAUAACAAUGUUGCCUGGAUCUAUUUGAUAACAAUUUUAUUAUUUUCUUAUAUAUAAUAAUGACACCAUAAAUUUAGCAAAUGUGCAGGACAAUUUCUUAUAUUUGUAUUGAUACCCAAAGCUUCAUCACCAUAUUUCUAACCGUUUGUAAAUACAGAAUACAACUUAAGCAUGCCUUUACAUGUCCAGUUUAAUAUAUAUAAAUUAAAUUACAACACUGCUCACCAAGUUCCCUCCAAAUCAGAACAACCACAACUAGGUUCUAUAUUGAUGUGGAUUGUGGAGAGCAUCAAUUUUUAAACGUAUCCUUUCUUGGUGGCAGUUAGUUCAGCAACUUACCAUUAUCGAUCAAACUAAAACGGUUAACAUAUUCUUUUUCUGAACUUUAGUAUACCAAGGUUAUUAAUUUUAGCUAAAUCGGAUUUUACUUGACUGUUUUUCAUGAACACACUUCCAAUACUCUAAAACUCACAUCAUUGCCUAUAAUACGACGGUUCUUAUCUAUCGUCAUCUGAACUACCAGCCAUACGGUCAUGUUGAUGCAACUUAAGUCCCCGUGGCGUAGCCACGGGUAUUGAUCCUAGUAGUACGCCACGGGUAUUGAUCCUAGUAGUACAUAAUUGCCAAGUGACCAAUCGUUAUUUUCCUAUGUAAUAUUGGAGUCCCGUUACAACUUACAAUAGUGAAACCUUUAUAGUUUAUAGUGGUGGAGUCAUAUUGUAAGUGUAACACACAUAGCCACAUAGGUAGUACCCAAACGAUGAACCGGUCUAUUUAAGCGGUCAACCGUGAUUAUGCCGGUUAUUUUCAAAAGUCACAAGUGCCGACUGCAAGACCCAACUCCCAACCCAGCCGCUGCCUUCCCUGUCCAAGUCAUCUCUGUAGUCUGUUCCCCUCGUUGUGUUCAUGGCGUCGGAUAGUUUUUCUCCCUGGUCAAUGCUGAAGAAUAAUUUUUGUUUUGGGAUCCAGAGUAGGACUAUAGGAAAUAUCUAUUGGAUUAGCGUUCAAAGUCUUGCUGAUUUUUGCCCAGAAGCUCUGAAUUCAGGUAAUCUCUGACUGCCAGUUUUGAUGAAGCUCCUGUUCUUUUGUUGGUAUAUGGUAACCGGAAUUCAGCGCAGUUCUUUUUUACAGUUCGCGUCUCAGAACAAAAAAUUUAAGCGGGCAUUGUUAUUAGCAAAAUAUGUUCCUUCAACACCUGCCGUCGCGACUGGGAUUGAACUUUCUGGCUAAGAUGAUAGCUAAAUUCAAUCUUGAUAGUGGGGAUUGCCAAUCGUGAAACAUCCCGAUGCGUCGCUCACAGCCUUAGGUUACUAUGCGAAGCAAUAGUUAGCUAUUCGAUGCUUAAAAUCAUCCCCUUCAAAUUCAUUCCAGGUGCUGUCAGUAUCUCAUUAUUUUCACUCAGUUGGUUCCCUCUCUUUGGUUUUGUACUAGCCCAGAAGUUUCUGACAUUCGUUUUAUUGUGUUUGUGGUUCAAGGAUUUAAUAGUUUCAAUAGCCUGAACAACAAUUACAGUACUGGGAAUCGUUGUGGGUUGCAAAGAUUUUUAUUGUGUUCAUCAGCUGGUGUUGUUACCCUGAUCCCAACUUUGGCAUGGCAUUCCCAUUUGGUAACGGUAGUAGUAUGAAGUGGCAUUUCGCUGCAAGUGAAAUUAGUGAUUCUACUGCUGAGCAGAAGCCCAGAAAGAUGUUCCUGUUACUCUUUACCAAACUUCUAGUCAGCCACUGGUUAUGUGGAACUACUGUACAGGCCUGUAAGGUGCUUCUCAUAUCCUUUCCUUCAAUUAUUUAUGGUCUUUCCUUUUUUCUCCGAAUCCGUCAUUGAUUGGACUUCCCUCGCCUGUGUUGAUAUGUUAAGACUAGAGACGUUUCUCGGCUGCUCAAGAUAAAACUGUGACAAAAGGGCAUGUACCUUCUGUUCUGUCUAUAUGAUGUGGUGCACCGCUCUUAUUUAUCUGCUAUGCUUCUCGAAAUUUAGUUUAAUGGUAGAGAUUUGCCAACAGGGAAAUUAUUCUUAUACAUGAGAUCAGGAUACUAUCUCUCUUUUUGCAUAAGAUAAAAAAAUUAAAAAUGAUUGUUUAUGUAGGAAGAUGAGGUCCCAUGCCACAGUUUGUUGUGAUACUUGCCAGUAGGGUUGCCAGUUUUACUUUUCUCAUAUCUGCUUUCCUGGCUUAGGAUAAUCAUGAGAUUGAGCAUAUGGUAUCUCUUUAAUGCAUGUUCUUGGUGUAAUAGUAGUAGCAUUCUGCAUAUCGGGAGCAGUUCUGAUGUGGCUGAUGGGGUCUUGAAAGUUUAUUCCAACACAGAGAAGAGCGGUUAGCUUUAGCAUGCACAUGCAUUUUUUAGUUUAUUGCAAUAUGCCUGCAGCUUUGCUUAUGCAAUUUUUGUAUCUUCUUAUUUAUUUUAUAUAUAGGUGAAGAUAUAUCCUGGAGAAAUUGCCUUGCUUAACGUAGGGCUGAGAAUUAAAGUUCAACUCCAAU
Messenger RNA from Linum trigynum, 10761 nucleotides. The record is from the annotation of a GenBank genome assembly. NCBI's taxonomy places the organism in Eukaryota, Viridiplantae, Streptophyta, Magnoliopsida, Malpighiales, Linaceae.